Messenger RNA from Cyprinodon tularosa, 1193 nucleotides. RefSeq names its product fumarylacetoacetate hydrolase domain containing 2A (gene fahd2a). Gene Ontology annotation, molecular function: hydro-lyase activity. The record is from RefSeq and is a predicted model, not a curated record. Lineage: Eukaryota; Metazoa; Chordata; Actinopteri; Cyprinodontiformes; Cyprinodontidae. The transcript has 8 exons. Bases 158 to 1123 code for a protein of 321 amino acids.
UCUGACAGAACACCGGAAGUAGUUAACGGUUGUGUUUCCUCGGUAAAACGGCGAAAGUGAGUAUUUAUUGGCUGCAAACAGUCCAAAGGGCACAGUCCCCAGCCUGGCUGCUCUAAUCAUUCCUACUAAUCGGGGAUUAUAAGUACUGGUUCAGCAGAUGAGACUGCCUCUCCGUUCCUGUAUCUUCUUCAGAAGUUUUAUUGCCCAGAAACAAACAGCGGAUGCACAGAAGAGAGGCUUAAGUGGUGCUGGGAUGCGUUUGGUUCAGUUUCGUCACAGCGGGGAGGGCGAUUGUGUCAGAGUUGGAGUGGAGCAAAGUGAUGGGCAAGGUGUUGUUGAUCUGAAGGCGUUUGACCCUUCAAUGCCUUCAACUGUGAGAGAGCUUCUGCAGCUGGGAGAUAAAGGCCUGGAGUUUGCUCAAAGAGCAUUGGCAUCUGGUCAGUGUGUGGUCGACAGAGCAAACAUCCAGCUUUUACCCCCGAUUUUGGCCCCAGAGAAAGUAGUGUGUGUUGGCAUGAACUAUCGGGACCACUGUCUGGAGCAGAAUGCGCCCAUCCCUAAAGAACCAAUCAUCUUCAGCAAGUUUCCCAGUGCCCUCACAGGACCAUAUGAUGACAUUAUUCUGCCUCCAGAGAGCCAGGAGGUGGACUGGGAGGUGGAGUUGGCCUUUGUGAUCGGACGAAGAGGAAAACACAUCAAGGAAGAAGAUGCUCUCUCCUAUGUGGCCGGGUUCACCGUGGCCAAUGACGUGAGCGCUCGUGACUGGCAGAUGAGGCGCAAUGGGAAGCAGUGGCUGCUUUCUAAAACAUUUGACAGUUUCUGCCCCCUCGGACCCGCUUUGGUAACUGCUGAUGCUGUGAACGAUCCUCAUAACUUGGGAAUUCGCUGCCUGGUUAACGGGGACACUGUGCAGAGCAGCAACACCAGUCAGAUGAUCUUUAAGACGGCAGCCUUGAUUGCUUGGGUCUCGCAGAUUGUCACACUAACUCCAGGAGAUGUGUUCUUGACAGGGACUCCUCCAGGUGUGGGUGUCUUCAGGAACCCGCCCAUCUUUCUUAAGAAAGGGGAUGUGGUUGAGUGCCAGAUAGACCAGCUUGGCUCCAUCAUUAACAAGGUGAUAUAAACCAGCAGGAAACCAAGAAGAUCCAUCAACAGUUUCAUAUACUACCAUUACCCCCCCCCCCCCCCCCCCC